This is a messenger RNA of Pisolithus orientalis, 1307 nucleotides long. RefSeq lists its product as uncharacterized. The record is from RefSeq and is a predicted model, not a curated record. The coding region runs from base 39 to 1127 and encodes 362 amino acids. Gene Ontology annotation, cellular component: nucleus; cyclin/CDK positive transcription elongation factor complex. Gene Ontology annotation, molecular function: cyclin-dependent protein serine/threonine kinase activator activity. Gene Ontology annotation, biological process: positive regulation of DNA-templated transcription, elongation; regulation of transcription by RNA polymerase II. The transcript has 7 exons. Lineage: Eukaryota; Fungi; Basidiomycota; Agaricomycetes; Boletales; Pisolithaceae.
CGACAAUAUCCCACCUUCGCCGGUCAUCCCGAGCACCCAUGGAUAGACUUGCUCCUUCAGCGUUUCAGGUGCCCAAUUCAUUCUCAAAACACCAUCAUCCGUAUUUCACACCAGCAGAGGUACAGCACCUUUCCGACAAGCAGCGCGGAAAGCUCUCGGUUUCGCAGGAAGAAAGGGCAAGACAGCAGGCUUGCGGAUUUAUAGAAGCUGUCAGCUCAAAGAUCGGGUUUCCUCGGAGAACCAUCGCGACAGCUCAGAACUUGUAUCAACGCUUUCACUUAUUCUUUCCAAGGAAGGACUUCAGUUACCUAUGUCAAGAGAUACUGAUGGUGGCCUACGCCGUUCGAUUCCCCGAGUUGGCCGCAAAAUCGAAAACCAUCGGUGGUGAAGUCGAUAUGGAUCCGAUGACGGUGGAACAUGACCGCCAGCGGGUGCUUGCUGUCGAGAGACUGAUUUUGGAGACCAUCUGCUUCAACUUUACAUCCAAAAUGCCUUUCCCCUACGUUAUCAAACUCGGUAGGAAAUUAGGAGCGUCUAAGAAGCUCAUCAAAUUUGCAUGGCGUCUAACUGUCGACAGUCAUCGGACUCCCGUUCCGCUUAUGUACCCUCCAAACACCGUUGCAUUGGGAUGUAUCUACACAGCCGCUCUUCUAUCGACGAUAGAGCCUACACCAUCUUCGAAUACGAAUGACGAAUCCGAUCGGAAAGUCGCGAAUUUAUUGAGACAAAAAGGGGACUGGGAGGCCACGUACAUGGCGGAGGCCGAGGAUUUGGAAGAGAUUGCCCACAUACUCAUCGACUUGCUCAUGCAAGCCGCCCAAAACCCGUCCGCGAAUACUUCGCCGAGGACACCUUCGUCGCCUUCCCCACACCCAUCUCCGCGAAAUCAGCACUUUUCUUCGGGCGGCUCUCCGCACAUUCCGCAAAUACCAUACAAGUCCGACCAGCUGCUUCAAUUGAAGAUUGCAAUGAGGGAAAACGAACACCCGCCUCGGCCGGAUAGGCCGCUGAGUAACCCCGAUCUGAGCGCAAUGUAUAGUGGGAAUGACGUCGUUUUACUUGGGAAGAAUGAAGGAACUGUGAGGUUUCUGUUCGGACCUCCGGGCGUGGUGGGUCAUGGGGUGUAGACUACCAGGGAACUUACCGUGGCAAUCAUGAUGGAACCGUUCUUUUACGAGUUGAAAUAUUUUGGAAUAUGGUGCAGCAGAUUUAAUAAUUCACUGACAAUUGUAUUGCACACGUAAAGAUGGUUACCCUUUUUUGCAUAUCUAGAAGUUGCUGGGAGGUGUACGAAAACCGGACCAUCG